AUGGAAUUCUCUUCAUCCACAUCUCAGAAAAGUAUUGGGUUGAGAGAAGGCUACGAUUUCUCUCCAAAGAAGCACUACCAUGUCCUUUUCCAUGGUGUCAAUGGUACGGUUGCUCAUGAGUUCAUCGUCGACUUAAGGGGCUUUAAGAAUACUGUUGGAAUUGAGCCUGAAGAUGUUGCUAAACGUCUCAUGGACUAUGGAUUCCGUGGACCAACAAUGUCAUGGCCAGUUCCAGGUACACUUAUGAUUGAACCAACUGAAAGUGAAAGCAAGGGAGAAUCGCAACCACUAUCGCUACUCAUGGCUGAUGCAUGGACUAAGUUGCAUUCUCGGGAAUAUGCUACCUUCCUUGCUCCUUGGCUCAGGUUUAAUGCCAAGUUCUGGAACUACAGGUGUGCUUAA
Molecule: messenger RNA, 402 nt
Organism: Fraxinus pennsylvanica
Lineage: Eukaryota; Viridiplantae; Streptophyta; Magnoliopsida; Lamiales; Oleaceae
Source: the annotation of a GenBank genome assembly